UUUGUCGAAAGGUACAAUAAUGCUUUCCCUUUUUAAAAUAAAAAUUAUUUGAUAAAAUUGUAGUACAUUGACAAUUCAUCCAUGUAGGGAAUUGGGAUACUUGAAGUCCUUUGUACGAAAUAAAGCACAUCCAGAAGGUUCUAUUGCUGAGGGUUAUUUAGCUGAAGAGUCUCUUACUUUUUGUUCUCGGUAUAUUGACAACAUGGAGACUAGAUUUAAUAGGCCUAGUCGUCUUUGUUAUGAUCCCCCUUAUGAAAUGUCUUCGGUCUUGCCCAAGUUAGGUACUCCACAUGGAGGUCAUUCAAACUUCAAUUUAACUAAAAUAGAGAAGUUGCAAGCUCAUCGCUAUGUGGUUUUCAAUCGCGAAGGUGUGAAACCAUAUAUCAAUGCCUUUAGAGACCACAUUAGGAGAACUUCAAAGGGAAGAAGAAUCUCACCUGCAGAGAUAGAAAAGAAAGUUAAUAAAGAUUUUGUUGAUUGGUUUCAAGAAUUGAGUGUGAAUCCAGAUAAUCCAUACGAAAUGUCAACUGAUAUAAAGUUUCCUGCAUGAGGCCCAAUGAUGAAUGCAAGGAGAUUUUCUGUUUAUGACAUCAAUGGGUAUAGAUUUCAAACUUUGACUAGAGAAUUUGGUCUUAAGACACAAAAUAGUGGAGUAUUCUUAGUCUCUAACACACCCUGCAUUGCAAGUAUUACGGAUAGAAAUAUGAGACAAGCAAAUUUGCCAUAUUAUGGCAAGUUAGAAGAUAUAAUUGAACUUAACUACCAUGGACAAUUUGCCGUUGUUCUUUUUAAAUGCAAAUGGGCUGACACUACUAGGGACAGAGGCUAUAAAAAGGACCAUUGGAAUUUCAAUUGUGUCAAUUUUGAUAGAUUAAUUCACACGGGUGAGCGUGAGGAACAUGAACCUUAUACUGAAGUAUCUCAAGCACAAAUGGUGUAUUAUGUUGAUGAUAUGGUAAAUAAAGGGUGGAGUAUUGCUGUGCAUGUCAAGCCAAGGGAUAUGUAUGACAUGGGUCAAGGAAAUGAAGAUAUAGUGUACGAAAAUGAGCCAUAUCAAGAGCAAGAACUUGAACAAUUAUUUGACCCCAAUAAUGAGUACAUCCAAUUAGCUACCAAUUUAUUAGAUAGCGAUGCUAUUGAAGAUAAUGUAGCUACUAACUUGGCAAGGGAUAUGUUUAAAUGAAAAUUUUUACAAAAUUUUACCAAAGGUAACAUUUUAAACUUUUUAUUUAUUAUGUGCUUGACAUUUUACCAAAG
Arachis ipaensis is the source of this 1257-nucleotide messenger RNA. Lineage: Eukaryota; Viridiplantae; Streptophyta; Magnoliopsida; Fabales; Fabaceae. The record is from RefSeq and is a predicted model, not a curated record.